GAGCUGCAUCCUACCUGGUUAGGAGGUGUAUUGCCUUCCCACACCCUGGCCUCUCGUACUCAUCCGAUUGUAGGGAGAGGAAGUCUUGGCUUGGGGAACUGGGCGAGUAAAGCGACCCAGAUGGGUACUUGGAAACCUUUUCUUUGCUCCCCCUUUCUUCCGUGGAAUCAAAGUAGAGGAGUAAGAUUGAUGCUCUUGUUACUGGCUUUGCAUUUGGGAAACUGUGUUGAUAAAGUAGAUGAUGAAGAUGAUGAGGAUUUAACGGUGAACAAAACUUGGGUCUUAGCACCUAAGAUUCAUGAAGGAGAUAUAACACAAAUUCUCAACUCACUGCUUCAAGGCUAUGAUAAUAAACUUCGCCCAGAUAUAGGAGUGAGACCCACAGUAAUUGAAACUGAUGUUUAUGUUAACAGCAUUGGACCAGUUGAUCCUAUAAAUAUGGAAUAUACAAUAGAUAUAAUUUUUGCCCAAACCUGGUUUGAUAGUCGUUUAAAAUUCAAUAGUACUAUGAAAGUGCUUAUGCUUAACAGUAAUAUGGUUGGAAAAAUUUGGAUUCCUGACACUUUCUUCAGAAACUCAAGAAAAUCAGAUGCUCACUGGAUUACCACUCCUAAUCGUCUGCUUCGAAUUUGGAAUAAUGGACGAGUGCUCUAUACACUCAGAUUGACAAUUAAUGCAGAAUGUUACCUUCAGCUUCAUAACUUUCCUAUGGAUGAACAUUCCUGUCCGCUGGAGUUCUCAAGCUAUGGAUACCCUAAAAAUGAAAUUCAGUAUAAGUGGAAAAGACCUUCUGUAGAAGUGGCAGAUCCCAAAUACUGGAGAUUAUACCAGUUUGCAUUUGCAGGUUUACGGAACUCAACUGAAAUCUCUCACACAAUUUCUGGGGAUUAUGUUGUCAUGACAAUAUUUUUUGACCUGAGCAGACGAAUGGGAUAUUUUACCAUUCAAACCUACAUUCCAUGUAUUCUGACAGUUGUUCUUUCUUGGGUAUCUUUUUGGAUCAAUAAAGAUGCGGUGCCUGCAAGAACAUCACUUGGUAUCACUACUGUUCUGACUAUGACAACUCUAAGUACAAUCGCUAGGAAGUCAUUGCCCAAGGUUUCUUAUGUGACAGCGAUGGAUCUUUUUGUUUCUGUUUGUUUCAUUUUUGUUUUUGCAGCGCUGAUGGAAUAUGGAGCCUUGCAUUAUUUUACCAGCAACAAGAAAGAAGACAUACCUAGAGACAGAAAAGUCAAAACCAAAGCCUCCAUGAUUCCUGGACUCCAUCCUGGUUCCACUCUGAUUCCAAUGAAUAGCCUUUCUAUGCCACAAAGUGAUGACGAGUAUGGAUACCAGUGUUUGGAGGGCAAAGAUUGCGCCAGCUUCUUCUGUUGCUUUGAGGACUGCAAAACAGGAUCUUGGAGGGAAGGAAGGCUACAUAUACGCAUUGCCAAGAUUGAUUCCUAUUCUCGAAUAUUUUUCCCAACAGCCUUUGCCCUGUUCAAUUUGGUUUAUUGGGUUGGCUACCUUUACCUAUAACUUCUGCUGGCUAGGCAAAAGUCAUAAAAAUUCAAGUCCAAUAUAACUGACUGAACAUCAGUAACAUGAAGUUUAAUUUAAUUUAAUUUAAUUUUUUAAAAUUCUUUUAUUGAUUCACCAUGUGGAAAGUUACAAAGCUUUCAGGUUAAAGUCUCAGUUAUACAAUGCUCAAAAACCCAUCCCUUCACCAAUGCACAUAUUCCACCACCAAGAAUCACAAUAUACCUGCCCCCUUCCCCCCAAAGUUUAAUUUUAAACUGCAGUGAAAUUGGUGGACAAAUGUGAAUAGCACUGUAUUUUUUUUUUAAUUUUAUUGAUUCACCGUGAGAUAUAGUUACAAGCUUUCUUGUCUGAGUUACAAUCACACAAUAAUCAAACACCCAUCCCUCCACCAGUGCACAUUCCCCACCACCAAUAUCCCCAGUAUACCAAUGUCCCCACCACCAAUAUCUCCAAUAUCCCCACCUUUCCCACCCUCCCACUGCCUUCAUGGCAGACAAUAUUCCCCAUACUCCCUGUCUACUUUUGGGCAUUACAGUUUGUGAUGCAGAUACUGAGAGGUUAUCAUGUUUGGCCCUUUAUCCACUUUCAUCACACAUCUCCCAUCGUGACCGAUUCCUCCAACCAUCAUUUUCUUAGUGAUCCCUUCUCUAUUUCAGCUGUCCUCUCCCCGCCCGCUUGUGAGGCGAUUAGCACUGUAUUAUUUUAAGGCUUUCCUGGGUAAAUAAAGUUACAGAAUUUGGACUGAUUUACUUAAAUUUAUAUAAAACAGAUACAGUGCAAACUUCAGUACACCAUCAUCUAUUUUACUUCUCUUUACUUCCCUUAUAUCCCAUUUGUCCCAUUUGUAUGACUUAUAAUUAAGUUGAAAUUAAAUACUGUAAUAUACAUUUUAUUUAACAAUAAUCUGUGAUUAUUUAUCAUGCUAGUCUAAUAUUUAUGUAGUCUUUUUCCCGGGAAUAUUGUUAAAAUUACAUUUUUUCUGUUUAUUGGAAUUCUCUGUUUGGAACAUAGCUAUAUAUAAAGCAUAAAGCCAUGAUUUCCUUCUCUUUAUUUCCAAGAUAUUUCCCAAAAUAAGCCCAUUUUAAAAUUCUUUUUUAAUAUUAAAAGACUAGUUUUUCCCUUUCUUCUAAUCCUGACUCAAUAUUGAACAGAAUCCAAUUUCACGUAAGUUUUAUUUAUAAACUCAGAUGAAAAACAUAAUGUUAUUUCUUUUAAAUUCCAGGUAAAUUAAAAUUAAGAAAAGUAUUACAUUUAUCCAUUUUCUCUGUCUCACAGAGAUUUUAAAAAAUGAAAAUACUACCACCACCGAAAUUAAGUACAGGGUGCAGUGAUCUUUUCUUUAUGCUCUACCAAAGUGUUAUUUAUUCUAAAUUAACAACAAUAUUGAAGAAGAUUGCUUUUAUUCAUUUUCAUAGUGUGGUUGCAGAAUUAUUAUCAGCAAAGCUGUAUUGAAUUUCACAUUUAGAAUAUGGUUUAAAUAUUAACUACUAACUUUAUGUUUGAAAUAAAUAUUUUCAAAAAACAAUAUUAAGGCUGUGUUGGUGAGAGUUUUGUUUGUGGCAACUAUAAUGAAUAUGAGUUUGGGUCUCUAAAUUCUAGGGGCAGAAAUAGAGGAAAUCUCACUCUUAUUCAAAGAAUGUCAAAUUUUAAACAAAACGAUUUCAAUCAUGAUGUGAAUGUACUUUUUUAAAAAAUAUUAUUUAUUAGAGCUGCAGCUUGUUAAUUGACUUGAUUUGCAAAAAAAUUUAUCAGUGGCCUUAUGAUUUGUUCAAGCGGGCACCAGUAACAUCUCUCAAUUGUAAGACUUAUUUGUUACUGUUUUUGGCACAUCCAAUACACCAAGGGUAGCUUGCCAGGUUCUGCCAUGCAGGCUUGAUACCGUCGGUAGCUUGCUGGGCUCUCAGAGAGGGAUGGAGGAAUCAAACACAGUUUGCCUGCGUGAAAGGCGAACGCCCUACUGCUGUGCUAUUGCUCCAGACCAACCUCAGUGAUCGCGAUUAAAAAUUGAUUGUGUAACCAAGAGCACCUAUCAGAAUGAAGAGCCCUUAAGAGUAAUAUCUUUCUUCUUAUAGGUGGAGUAAGGUACAAAAGCUAUUUUCAGACUUUAGUUUUGAGUAUGACAAUUUUCCCACAGUGCACCCGAAUAUAGGGGUGAAACUCUGGCUUAAUAUAUAUGUGUAUAUAUAAUUACACACAUAUAUGUAUGUAUAUAUACAUGUAUACGUAUAUAUGUAUUCUGGAGUUGCACUUGAAAUAUGCAUACUUUAUAUAUAUUUAAAAUUGUUUAAGUAAAUUGCAUUCCACCGUGUGUAUUCUUUAACACCAAUCUGAAGUUUUUACUUUCUCAUAUACCCCUGAAAAAAAUUGAGCAUGAAUUAAAUGAUAAUGCCCCAAAUAUACACCAGGACUGCAAGUUUUUUAGUUGGGAGCCAAGUUAAAUUUGUCCAUGUGCAUAAUAGAUUACAAAUUAUAUAUUCAUUACAAUAAUAUUGAGUAGUGAUGGAUACUACCACGAUGAGUUUUUUUAGGGAUAAAUGAACAAAUGAAGUACUUGUGAAGAGUCCAUCAUUUCACUAAAAUGUACCAUAAAUAUUUCAAUGUGCUAAGACAUAGUCUUUUCAUUAUCAUAGCGAUAUUUUUAAUUCUGGGACUUUUUCAAGUCAAUCCGAGCAUGACUAUAUUUUUAAAUUCUUUAAAGUACUUAAAUAACAUUUUCCCAUUGGUAUUUUACUAACUUGACUUUAAAUACAUUCAAGCUGAUGAUAAUUAUAAGUAAAGCUAAAAUACAUUAAAAAUAUGAGUGAUGUUUUCUAUGCAUUCACUGUAUAUACCAUUACUAACAAGUACUUUGUUUUCAAAGUCAAUGGUAUUUUAUUGGGAUCAAAGGCAGUGUAUGUUAAACAGUAUUAUUUAAUGAUAUAGAUUAAAAAGAAGGGUAUGCAAGUCAUAUUACUUUAAAAUGUGAAUUAAAAGGUGAAAUUCCAUUAUUCUUAUUAAAAUAAUUUUUUUUCUAAAAAAACAAAGCAAUUUAAUUUCCUUCUUUUAAAAUGUCUCCUGAACCCUCUGUGGUGGUAAGUUUUACAUCUUGGAAAAUUUUUUUAACUUCUUUUUUUAAUUGUGUAUUUAUCAGUCUCUCUGAAACAUGUGUUUCCUGGAUGUUUUCAAAUAUCUUAAAAUUCACAUAAAAUAUGGACACAAAGGACUAGAAUCAUUUGGAAAAAUAUUGAUUCAUAUAUAUUGAUCUUCUCAAUAUGUGACCAAGAUCUAGAAGUUCUAAGAAUGAGAAAUGUGAUUUACACAAUUUUAUACUUGAAUUGCAUAGAUAAACAGAAUUACUCUCACUUGAAAUCAAUUUUUAAAUUCUAAGUAGUUAUUAAAUUUAAAAAAAAAGGUGUAGCCGAGAAUUCAGUAAAUCUGACUAAAUACAAUGUUUUAAUGUAAGAAAACAUUAGUAAAUUCCUUUAAUCUAAGUUAAAACAAUAGAUAUUAUUAAGAGUCUAAACAUCCCAGUUUUAAGGCAAACACAGUAAAUGUAUUAAAUAUAUAAUCACCUAGCUUUCUCUCCUGUAAGUAUGUUCCUAAAUUAUGACAGGAAUAAUAAAAUAUAUUUUUGUUUAAGACCAAGAAGAAAAUUGAGAGCUUCACUCUUGUCAGUUAACCACUAAUUAAAUAAACCAUAAGUUGAAUUGUAUAUAAACGCAUCACAUUUUUAUAUCAGUGCCUAUAGUAGUUCUUACAAAAUUUCCUGUAGUAAGGUACAGUGAAACUACUUCACUCUCCUUCUGCUAUAUUUGAAGAUAUCCACAGACACUUAUUUGUGUUAAUCCAAAAUUCUGCAAUGAUUUCUAAAUAAAUGGUUUUUCUGUGCCUUCAUCAGUUUUAUCUAAUUUCUCAAUGUUAUUCCAUUAAAGUUAUAAUUUAGUGCUACAUUUCUUUUGUUCAUCCUUGUUUUCACUGCUAGAGAGUCCUUGUCAAAUCACUCUGAAGUCUUGGGUAUCAUCACCAAGUCUUUUUCAGACAUUCCAAAUAAAGUUUCCAAAAGCUAUUGACUACUUUGUUCAAGUAGAUACAAGGUCAGCUCUGUCUUUUACUUGUCUGGACUUUAGAAGUGACAUGUCUUUCAAAUAUUUAUGCAGCUCUUUCUACAUUUAAACUACUGAUAUGGAUACAAGUGGGGAUAUAUGACGAUGAGCUAUCAAGGAUCAUAUAAUAUAAUCAGAGGAUUAGUUACACAACUCAAAGAAGGGAAGAUAAGUAUAAAAAAAUUCUUGGAGGAUAUAUGUUUAGAGGUGUGAGCUUGAGAAUUCAGUGUCAAUAAGUAAAGUUGAGAUAUCACACUAUAGUUGAAUAAGCAGCUUAAAGAAACAGAAGAAUAAGAGCAAACAAUAAUUCUAUUUUAACUGAAAGUUAAGAAUUCUAUAGAGACAAGCAAAGGUGAGAUUUGAAAUAUAGGUCAAACACUUAGGAAAGUGGGGAAUAUCUGUUUUAGGAGACUAGAUGAUAUUUUUUGUUCAUUAUAAGUAUACAAAGAUACUGAAGUCGUCAGAGGUUAAUCUUAUUGAUGUGUGAUGUUUGAAAGGUCCUAAAAUACAAGAAAUGUGAGUUGUUGAAAGUCUGUCCUUUGUUAAUAGUUCAAUGGAAUGAUGAAAAUAUAGUCUGAAUAAGAAAGAAAAAGCGGCAGACAACACAGCAGGCUGUGAUUUGUUGAAUGUCAUACUAUGUGUAAAGAGUAAGAUCAUAUACUGGGUAGUAUAUAUUUGUGUCUAAGUAGUCUCUAAACAUAUGAAGGGAUUUCUGAAUAUAUUACAAUCCUGUUUGCUGUUAUCUAAACUUUUCAUUAAAUGCUUAUUUUUUCUAAUGAUACAUGAAUUUCCAUAUUAUAUAUAAAGAACACAUAUCUAAUGAAAUUUUACAAAGUAAGACAGAUCUGUUCAGAUUAUUUUUAAAACUCUGUUCUAUGCUUAAAGGGCUUUCUUAUCAAAUAGUUUUCUCUUCUUUCUUCAGCAAACAAAUAAUGUGUAUAGAGAAAAAUUGUAACCAGAAAGUUGAUUUCUAUUUCUCAGUUUUUGAACUUUUUUCUCAGCAUUAAUUUUGGGACGGUGAAAUAUGGAUCCUGUGUAAUGUGAAUAGUUGCUAUAUGUUUGUGAUAACACUAAUACUGCUAGGCAGAAAGGGCUAAACAGUGGAAUACUAAGACCUGAUUGACCUAAAUGGAAAUAGUUGGGAUCUCAUGAGUCACUAUAGCAGUUCUUUGCAUUCCUUGUGUAUGUAGUCACUUUGUAUAAUAAACUUUUAUGGCGUUGAUUCUGA
Sorex araneus (European shrew) is the source of this 6831-nucleotide messenger RNA. It is a transcript of the gene GABRG1, whose product is annotated as gamma-aminobutyric acid type A receptor subunit gamma1. The transcript has 9 exons. Gene Ontology annotation, cellular component: GABA-A receptor complex; synapse; postsynapse. Lineage: Eukaryota; Metazoa; Chordata; Mammalia; Eulipotyphla; Soricidae. The coding region runs from base 121 to 1518 and encodes 465 amino acids. Gene Ontology annotation, biological process: chloride transport; regulation of postsynaptic membrane potential; synaptic transmission, GABAergic. The record is from RefSeq and is a predicted model, not a curated record. Gene Ontology annotation, molecular function: GABA-gated chloride ion channel activity; GABA-A receptor activity; inhibitory extracellular ligand-gated monoatomic ion channel activity.